Molecule: messenger RNA, 960 nt
Organism: Dendronephthya gigantea
Lineage: Eukaryota; Metazoa; Cnidaria; Anthozoa; Malacalcyonacea; Nephtheidae
Exons: 6
Coding region: 1-960 (319 amino acids)
Source: RefSeq, a predicted model, not a curated record
AUGAUAGACGAUCCAAUAAUAACGCCAGGUAUGGAAGAGUUUCUCCUGCAAACAGGUAGUGGGCUCUUUGCAGGGUCGAUAGCAGGUGGAUUAGCAGCACCUCAAGGAAGUUUGCUUUUGACCUCUAACAACGAUGUUUUCAAUAGAGCCGAUGGGAGGAUCAUUGUGCUAAAAUACCGAAAAACGCCAUUUUCGGUAGAAGACAGGCAAAAGCUUAAAGCCGGCAUUGGACCAAUAGCUGAAAUUCACACGGGGUUUCUACUAGCAUGGGUGAUCAGAAUGUUUCCUUUUUGGCAACAGCAAUUCCCGACAAUUUCCACCCUGGUGGAAAAAAUUUUGUCACGAUUAGUUCCGCCCAAAAUUCAAGACAGAUGGCAACAAGGGGCUUCAGCUAUUAUAGCAACAUAUGCGAUAUUUGAAACAUCUGUAGGCAUAAAACCACGAUGCAAGGAUGCAAUUAUGAAACUGAUUCAAGAUAUGGCUGUGGAAAAGGGCAAUGAUGGCCCAGAUUUAUUGGAAAAAUUAAAUACAUGCCUGAUGGAAAGACUGACGAGGGAUGACGAAAAUGUUAUGAAAUGGCUUAACCCAUUAACGACUGUUCCCGUUAACCAACAAUAUGGCCCAGCAAUAGGAAUAAAAUCGUCUGUUCUGGACACGUUUAUCAAUCUAAAAAGCAAGGAUGUUUCAGCAUUUCUGAAGAGUAUGUCAGAUAAAACAUCAAGCACAUCAAUGAUGUUUGCUGUUCAGGAUGACUGUACUAUAACAGACAUAAAAAAACGAAACGAGGAGAAAUGCAAGAUGGCCAAAGGUUGGAAAAUUCCAAUUGCAGUGAUAAAACCAGAAGCACUGCACAUAAUUAAUGGUAAAUAUGUCAUAUAUGCUAUAAUGCUCUUUAGUGCACAAAUAGUGAAUAAUAGAGUGUUUGGGAUGUCAUUUCAAGGGAAACUUACAAAAUCUUAA